AUGCCACCGCAAAUCAACCAACCAUCACGCUUGAACUCUCUAUUUGUGAUUCCGGGCCCUGGCAGUCACAAAAAGAUUGCUAAACGUGAUGGUAAUCGCGGGGUUCACGAGAGUCCAGAACCGAAGGAACCAGAUGAGCCAUUAUGGCAGGCCGUAAACGAAUGGGAUCAGCCUAUUUGGGGUUGGGUUAUCAUCAACUACGCGAAUAGUGGCCUGCAGUUCUUUCUCCCAGAUGGCAUCUUCUACCGGGAGCUUCGACUGCCAGCUGGCCCAGAAGACAAGAUGAGUUCUGAUCUGUCGCACAAACCGCUUUGGCUACCGUCCCAGCAGCCCGAUGACCCAAAAGAGGUACUCAGAUGGGAUAUGCAGCAGCUAUCGCGACUAGUCAAGACUCUGGCUCAAUCUACUCCGUGCCUGGACAAGUUUAUCGACAUGGUUAAGCGCGCCUCAUCUGCAAAGACGCCUGCCCCUGGCUAUGCUGAGUUUGGAAGUGCUCUUACUGGACGCCCCCUAGCUCUGACUUACAUGGCAUGGUCCCUAGAGCUUGCGGGACCAGAGUGUACCAGCCAAAUGGAUGAUGAUCCAGCGCCAUCACCGACUCUACUACCGCCACGCUUAGAGGACAAAGAUCCGCCCCAACAAUAUUCCUUUCCUAUCAAGAUUGGCGACAAGCAACCAAACUUUGAUGGCCUUGUCGGGUAUUUUCUACCCAAGGCCGCUGAGGAUGUAGAGCAGGGCGACGCCUUAGAUCUCACCAAGAUAUACUCGCAUUUCGCCAUAACAAAUCCUCCGGCUGCAACAGCUACGACAAACGAUGAUCAAUCUGAAGGACCCAUCAUACCUAUAGCCUCAGGGAACUACCCUCAAGUCCGGGCUCACUACAUCACGCCCUCGAGCGUCCUGACACCAGCAGACUAUGCGACGCAGCGUGAUCUUGAACUACAACUCAGCGGCAUUGUUGUAGGCGCCCUCGUUGAUCCAUUCCUUCCCUGUCAUACAUUCACAGCUAUACUGCCCCCGAAAGAGCUGUCUUUACCGCCAUGGACUUGGCAGGAGAGUCUAGCUCGGAUGCAAAGAUUUUUCAAUGCAGGGCCCCUACUAGUAUCCUCUAACGUUCCUUCGUUCAACCCGGAGAAUGAGCUGAUGAAAGGUCCUCACAUCCCGAAGUUCGCAGAUGUAACUGCUGAUAAUGGCGAAUUGAGCCGUGUUGUGAGCCUACCGGUGGCGGACAUGGCUACUGGGUGGGCUUGGCUAGAGCCAUACACGGUUAAAAAUAGUCCGGAGGAGACAGAGUAUCCAUAG
Fusarium verticillioides 7600 is the source of this 1302-nucleotide messenger RNA. RefSeq lists its product as hypothetical. The coding region runs from base 1 to 1302 and encodes 433 amino acids. NCBI's taxonomy places the organism in Eukaryota, Fungi, Ascomycota, Sordariomycetes, Hypocreales, Nectriaceae. The record is from RefSeq and is a predicted model, not a curated record. The transcript has a single exon.